AUGAGGCAUUACAAAUCGACUUCCGUUGAAGUAGUGGCUCAUGUGGUAAUUCACGUUACUUUGUUGAUGUUGAUUAGAGUUGAUCUUCUUGCUCAAAUUAUCGAUUGUAGUGUUGAGAAUCUUCAAAUUGGCAACCAUUUGUUGAACUUCUUCCAGAACAUCAUCCUUUGGAUUCUCUUCUUGCUUGAUUUCCUCUUUUGUCUCAUCUUUGUUGACGCUUUCUUCUGUUUCCUUCUGCACACUGGUGAUGACUAUCGGAGUUGGAAACCUCCGAUUGGGAUGCACAAUGCCAGCAAGCAACCUCCACAGCAACCUCCACAUCAACCUCCACAGCAACCUCCAACACAGCCACCUCGACAAAAGCCGCCAAGGACGUCUUGGGCUCCAGCACCAACUGAGGAUUCGGACGACUCUGAGUUUGAAUUGUUGGACUUCAAAUCGGCCAGCCGUAAAUAA
Molecule: messenger RNA, 456 nt
Organism: Caenorhabditis remanei
Lineage: Eukaryota; Metazoa; Nematoda; Chromadorea; Rhabditida; Rhabditidae
Exons: 2
Coding region: 1-456 (151 amino acids)
Source: RefSeq, a predicted model, not a curated record